Molecule: messenger RNA, 970 nt
Organism: Raphanus sativus (radish)
Lineage: Eukaryota; Viridiplantae; Streptophyta; Magnoliopsida; Brassicales; Brassicaceae
Exons: 6
Coding region: 139-750 (203 amino acids)
Molecular function (GO): protein binding
Source: RefSeq, a predicted model, not a curated record
CUUUUUGUUUUCUUCUUCCUCUGCGUGAUUUCUCGAUAGAUUCUAGGGUUUCUAUCUGGGAACACUUUCGCUUCCUGGGUUCUCUUGAUCUAGGAGGGUUAAGCAUAUAAAAAGUCUGUAUCUUUCGUCGAAUAAAAGAUGUAUGCUGAUAGAUUGGAGUCAGAGUCUGGAACCAGGAAACUCGUAAAGGAUCGAAUCAAUGGCGGUUCUAGCGACAACUCUACUCCCUCCCGAAAAGUGACUGGGAAAAGGCAAAGGCAGGAAGAUGACAAAUGGGAGCAUGAUCUUUUCAGUAGUGACAAGCCUCAACUCUCAAAUCGCAGAGUUGAUUCUAGAGACCUUCGCGUGAAGCUCCAGAAGAGACAUCAUGUGUCUCAAGGCGGGCGAGAAGGUGGCUCAGGCGUGCGGGAUUUAAGGGAAACGCUCUCUGGGACAAUGAAUACGCAACACCCGCCAAAAUCGAAAGUGGAGACUGCUAGACCAAGCUUGAAGAGUGUAGUGACUGAAACUGCAACAGAGACUACUAGAAAAACUCCCAGUCAAGCUACCAGGAAGAAAUCGCAGCAGAUGGGCGCAUCUGUUGAUAACUUUCUGGAAUCAUUGGGUCUUGAGAAAUAUUCAACAGCUUUUCAAGUAGAAGAAGUUGAUAUGGAUGCUCUCAUGCAUAUGACAGAUGAUGACCUCAAGGCUAUGCUUAUACCAAUGGGCCCGAGGAAGAAGAUACUUCUUGCUUUGGGAUCCAAACGCUAAUAGUUUAGUGUCUUUCGCUUGAUGGCUUUCAAGCUUAGCUGAACGGUCUCAGUCUACAUUAAGAUAUUGUCGAAAUUAUUCCGGAUUUGGCUUUAUUUUUUUCUCGUAUUCUUUCAAGAAGGUCAGAAUUUUGGUGGUUGACAUGUGUAAUGUUAAAUAUAGUGUGACAAACACUACCAGUUUGCACCACUUUUGAUGUGAGAUAAGUUUCUAAGUUCAA